Molecule: messenger RNA, 732 nt
Organism: Harpia harpyja (harpy eagle)
Lineage: Eukaryota; Metazoa; Chordata; Aves; Accipitriformes; Accipitridae
Gene: PPDPF
Product: pancreatic progenitor cell differentiation and proliferation factor
Exons: 5
Coding region: 144-485 (113 amino acids)
Biological process (GO): multicellular organism development; cell differentiation
Source: RefSeq, a predicted model, not a curated record
GAACGCUGCGUUCCUCGGGCGGCGCCGCCGCCGCCGCCGCCGCCGCCGCCGCCGCCGAGCGGCCCUAGUGCCCGCCCGCCCGCCGGACCCCGCCGCUGCCCAAUCCAGGUUUUAGAUCUGCACAAGAACCAAGAUCGAGAACCAUGGCAUCCAUCCCAUCGAGCGGCUCGCUCAUGGCAACGCACAACUACUACAGAAGGCGCCUGAGCUCCACAUCCAGCAACAGCUCCUGCGGCAGCUCGGAGUACUCUGGGGAGGUCAUCCCCCACCCCCCGGGUCUGCCCAAGUCUGACCCUGGCCACUGGUGGGCCAGCUUCUUCUUCGGGAAGACGACUCACCCGGCCAUGACAACUGUGUCAGAGUCCCCGGAGAGCUCGGGAGCGCUGCGGGUGACAACGGGACCGAAGGCAUGUGGCCUGGUUCCAGCCCCGGGAGCGGGACGGAGGCGUCACGCCAGCGAGCCCAGCUCCGGACCCUCGGCGUGAGCGGGUCAGCAGCUGCUCCCCAGGCCGGCGGGCACAGCCCCUUCCCCCUGUAGAGUAGGCAGGCUGCUCCAAAGCAAAGGCGUUGCUUUGUAAGAAGAAAAUGCAGCAAAACCCCCCACGAUUCCCACACCAGCCUUUUUACUCUUUCUCAACGUAACUACGCCCUUUCCGCGCAGAUGCGGUAACGUGUUUUAUUUACCUUGUACUCGUACGAUGGCAAGUAAUAAACUCAAGCAGCCUUUUAAAA